CUUGCGUCGGCCGUAAAACGCGCGCUUCGCCUGCCUCGGUCAUUCCUCUCAGCUGCCUGUUAAUGGUCGCUCCCGCGGUUCCGCUUCGCUUAGCGUUAAAGCACCGGCCACUCGUGCUCGGAGCACGUACACCAUCAUCCCCGGUCCGAGGAAAACAGACGGAGUGGACGUUCCGUUUGCGCACAGCUGCGUUCGACCGCGUUAGAUCCUUUUCCCAAGGGCAACCAUCGUCGCGGACCCCCCUCCAACCCCCUCCCGACAGACUCCUCGAUCUGAUGAGAUGUUGAACUGGCAGCUCCGAGCCUGCCAUCCCCAGCAGCUCACUCCCUCCGUCAUCUGGUCUCACUUUGGGUAGCCCGCAACAGCAGUUUGUCCGGGGAAACUGAAAAGUAUGCAGUAGUGGCACGAGCCUCUGGGCUAUUCGGUUGGAGGGAAGAAAAAGUUGAAGUUGGAAGAAGGAGGAUCAUGCAGUGAGUGCCGCGCGUCGUCGUGAGCAGAAGGCAGUGCUUUUCUCGAACUACACUUGGACAAGGACAAAGCAGAGACACACAAGCGCAGGCAGGCAGACGAGGCUGCAGGGCUGGUCGCAUUUAAGAGGAAGGAUAAUGUCAGCUGACCAAGGCCUUGGUGGCUUCCAGUCAUCCACGGCUGACAACUUCACUAACAUCAGCUCAAGUAUACAGUGGUGACUCAAGCAGAGAUUGACAUCACCAAAGCUUUUUAGAAGGCCCCUCACUGCUCUUUCCUUUUGCUCAUUGUCCACCUCAAUUGUUCCCUGAAUUCACACCCUGCUAACUCAACACCAGCAUGGAUUUGAAGGACCAUCGGCAACGCUCCAUGACUGGGGGUCGUUGUUCCAAAGAUUCCCAGUACAACACCUCUUCCCUUAAUGCAGACGAGUGCCGUGUACCAACCCAGAAGUCAUACAGCUCCAGUGAGACUCUAAAAGCCUACGACCACGAGCAAAGGCUUCACUACAGCGGCUGCAUGACUGACCUGGUACAUCACGAGGCUGAUGAGUACUCCAGGCAAGGCCUCCUGGAGUUUUCUCCUGUCCUUCUACGAUACCUCCUCUCAGUGGAAGAAAACGACAUCAAAGCAAGGAAGAGGAUGACUGGGGGUAACUUUACUCUGGCUGAGCUGGGAGUAUGUGAAACAACUCCGACUCCACACCCCGCUGCUGUUCCCUAUUGUCCCGAUCUGGGGCUCCUCCAGAGAGGAUACUCCCUUAGCGCUGGCUCAGAUGCUGACUCGGACCCGGAGGGGCCCUUGACUCCAGAGCGAGCCAUUCAGCUGUGGGCCGGACGUGGAGGCGUAAAAUCUCGCCGCAGCUCAGGAGUAUCCAGUCGCGAGAACUCGGCGCUCACUCUAACUGACUCUGAAAAUGACAACAAAUCUGAUGACGAAUCAGUCUACCUAGAAGAUGAGCAGGAUUUGGAUCCAUUUGGAGACUAUGUGAUCAGUCGCCCACUCCCUCCAACUUCUUCUUCCACCCUGCUCCCUCCGUCCCUUCCGUCCUCCUCCUCCUCUGCCCCUCAUCACCCUUCCCCUGGUCCCUCUCCACCAAUCAGGGAAUGUCAGGUGCCCCUGCUGGAGAAAAACUCCACCCACUCUCACCUGGAGCCCCACCCGGAGGACUCGUACUUGCUCCGAGCUCAGCCCUCCUCCACGGGGCCCGCCAACCACCACAGUCAGUCCACAUUACGGCCUCCACUGCCCCCUCCUCAUAACCACCAGACCUUGUCCCACCAGUCUGCCAACAGCCUGAACAGAAACACCCUGAGAGGGGGGCGUAACCCAAUUCACGCCCCGGCUCCGGGCACUGGAGACGGGCCGACCACCCCUGAGUCAGUUCAGUUGCAAGACAGCUGGGUGCUCAACAGCAACGUUCCUCUAGAGACCAGGCACUUCUUAUUCAAGACCUCAUCAGGGACCACGCCUCUCUUCAGUAGCUCCUCCCCUGGUUACCCCUUGACAUCAGGAACGGUGUAUUCCCCGCCCCCUCGCCUGUUGCCCAGAAACACCUUCUCCCGCUCAGCCUUCAAACUAAAGAAGCCGUCCAAAUACUGCAGCUGGAAAUGUGCAGCGGUGACGGCCAUUGCAGCCGCUGCCCUGCUGGCCGUGCUCCUGUCGUACUUCAUUGCCAUCAACCUGCUGGGUCUGACAUGGCAGCUGAAGCCCUCAGACGGCCCCAUGUUAAACAACGGACUGGGAGCUGGUCUGCCUGUCAACAGUGAUGUGGCCACACUGCCCUCUGGAGGCAGAGUUGCUUUCCCCCUUGCUCCAGGUUCAUGGGCCGGCAGGAACAGCAGUAUAGACUCCGGCAGCAUAGAGGUGGGGAGACGGGUGACCCAAGAAGUUCCUCCAGGAGUGUUUUGGAGAGCCCUGCUCUACCUCAGCCAGCCACAGUUCCUCAAGUUCAACAUCUCCCUGGGAAAAGACGCUCUGUUUGGAGUAUACAUUCGCAAAGGCCUGCCCCCCUCACACGCACAGUAUGACUACAUGGAGCGCCUGGAUGGCAAGGAGAAGUGGAGUGUGGUUGAGUCUCCCAGGGAGAGGAGGAGCAUCCAGACUGUGGUCCUAAACGAGGCUGUGUUCGUGCAGUACCUGGACGCCGGCGCCUGGCAUUUGGCCUUCUACAAUGAUGGUCGGGAAAGAGAAUCAGUUUCCUUCAGCACAAAUAUCAUGGAUUCAGUGCAAGAGUGCCCGCGCAAUUGCCAUGGCAACGGAGAGUGCAAUUCUGGUGUGUGCCACUGCUUCCCGGGAUUCCACGGCAUGGACUGCUCCAAAGCGGCGUGCCCAGUGCUGUGCAGCGGCAACGGCCAAUACGACAAGGGCUCCUGUGUGUGCUACAGCGGCUGGAAAGGCCCCGAGUGCGAUGUCCCUGUCACGCAGUGCAUAGACCCACUUUGCAGCGGGCACGGCACCUGCACUGAUGGGAACUGUGUGUGCUCAAUUGGCUACAAAGGCCAGAACUGUGCAGAGGUGGAUUGCCUGGAUCCAACGUGUUCCAACAACGGUAUCUGUGUGAACGGGGAGUGUCACUGUAAGCCAGGCUGGGGAGGGCUUCACUGCGAACUGCCACGGGCUCAGUGCCCAGACCAGUGCCAUGGUCACGGUGCCUUCAUUCCAGACACCGGGCUGUGCAGCUGCGACCCCAACUGGAUGGGACCCGACUGCUCCAUGGAGGUGUGCUCGGUCGACUGUGGGACCCACGGAGUGUGCAUGGGUGGGGCCUGCCGCUGCGAGGAAGGCUGGACAGGUGCAGCAUGUGACCAGCGUGUGUGCAACCCACUCUGCAUUAAACACGGCACCUGCAAAGAUGGCAAGUGCCAGUGCCACCAGGGCUGGAACGGAGAGCACUGCACCAUCGACCAUGGGAGCAUGGUUGACAAAGCAGACGGCUGUCCUAACCUGUGCAAUGGGAACGGCCAAUGCACCAUGGGUCAGCAGAGUUGGCACUGUGAAUGUCAGACAGGCUGGAGAGGCCCUGGAUGCAGCGUUGCCAUGGAAACCUCCUGUGCAGACAACAAGGACAAUGAAGGAGAUGGUCUGACAGACUGCAUGGACCCAGACUGCUGCAUCCAGACUCCCUGUCAGAACAGCCCUCUGUGCAGAGGCUCCCGAGACCCUCUGCAAGUUAUCCAGCAGAGUCCAAUGUCCCAGCCCCGAGUCCGCUCCUUUUAUGACCGAGUCAAGAUGCUUGUGGGACGGGACGGCACCCAUAUUAUUCCCGGGGAAAACCCUUUCAACUCCAGCUUGGCAUCUCUAAUCCGGGGUCAGGUCUUGACGACAGAUGGAACCCCACUGGUGGGGGUGAACGUGUCUUUUGUCAACUAUCCACACUACGGAUACACGCUGACACGGCAGGAUGGAAUGUUUGACCUGAUAGCUAACGGCGGUGCCUCACUGACUCUGCGGUUCGAGCGUGCCCCCUUCUUGAGCCAGGAGCGCACCGUGUGGCUGCCCUGGAGCCAGUUUUAUGCUAUGGACACUCUGGUGCUUAAGACAGAAGAGAACACGAUCCCAGGCUGUGACCUGAGUGGCUUCGUCAGGCCUGACCCUGUUGUGAUUGCAUCACCUCUCUCCUCCUUCUUCAGUUCCAAGCCAGGAGAGAAACCCAUCAUACCGGAGACACAGGUUCUGCAUGAACAGAUCGAGGUUCCUGGCACAAGUUUAAAGCUGAACUAUCUAAGCUCCCGGACACAGGGUUACCGCUCCCUUCUCAAGGUGACCAUGACUCCUGCCGUGGUGUCCAUGGGCCUGCUGAAGGUUCACCUGAUGGUUGCAGUUGAGGGCCACCUCUUCCAAAAGUGGUUCCAUGCAUCACCCAACUUGGCCUUUACCUACAUCUGGGAUAAGACUGAUGCAUAUGGACAAAGGGUCUACGGCCUUUCUGAGGCUGUUGUUUCAGUUGGCUAUGAGUAUGAGUCAUGUGCCAGCCUGAUCCUAUGGGAAAAAAGGACAGCCAUUCUGCAAGGCUUUGAACUUGAUCCCACUAAUUUAGGCGGCUGGUCUCUUGACAAGCACCAUAUACUCAACACACGCAGCGGUAUCCUUCACAAAGGCAGUGGGGAGAACAUCUUUGUUACAGAGCAGCCUCCAGUUAUCACCAGCAUCAUGGGAAAUGGUCGCAGACGCAGUAUUUCAUGCCCCAGCUGUAAUGGUCUCGCUGAUGGGAACAAACUGCUGGCACCAGUUGCUUUAGCAAUGGGCACUGAUGGCAGCCUUUAUGUUGGCGACCUAAACUUUGUACGUCGGGUUUACCCUUCUAUGAACACUACUGGGAUUCUGGAGUUGAGGAACAAAGAUUUCAGGCACAGUAAUAACCCGACACAUAAGUACUUCAUGGCGGUGGAUCCUGUAUCUGGGGCACUGUUCAUCUCGGACACCAACUCCAGACGAAUUUACCGCGUUCGCUCAUUAACCGGAGGCCGGCUGCUGUCAGACAACGCUGAUGUGGUGGCGGGGACGGGGGAGCAGUGCCUGCCCUUUGAUGAACGCUGUGGUGAUGGUGGAAAAGCCACUGAAGCCACACUUAUGAGCCCCAAAGGUAUCGCAGUGGAUAAAAAUGGGCUGAUGUAUUUUGUGGAUGCCACCAUGAUCCGCAAGGUGGACCAGAAUGGGAUCAUCUCUACUCUGCUGGGAGCCAACGAUCUGACCGCAGUGCGUCCGCUGAGCUGUGACACCAGCAUGGAUGUCAGCCAGGUGCGGCUUGAGUGGCCCACAGACUUAGCCGUGAAUCCUAUGGACAACUCCCUAUACGUCCUGGAGAACAAUGUCAUCCUACGCAUCACUGAAAACCACCAGGUGAGCAUUAUUGCAGGCCGGCCCAUGCAUUGUCAAGUGCCAGGCAUCGACUAUAGCCUCAGUAAGCUUGCCAUUCAUGCAGCCCUGGAGAGUGCCACAGCCAUUGCUUUGUCCAACACUGGCAUACUCUACAUCGCAGAGACAGAUGAGAAAAAAAUCAACAGAGUUAGACAGGUGAGCACCAACGGGGAGAUCUCCCUCUUGGCUGGCGUGGCUUCUGACUGUGAUUGCAAGAACGACGUCAACUGUAACUGCUUCUACGGCGACGAUGGAUACGCUCCUGACGCCGGUUUGAACUCACCCACCUCCUUGGCUGUUUCCCCCGACGGGACUCUCUUCAUUGCCGAUCUCAACAACAUUCGAAUCCGAGCUGUGCGUGCAAACCGCCCCGGCCCUGCCGUUUCAAGCGUGGGAUUUGCGGGGUCUGCCCAAUAUGAGGUUGCAUCACCAAGGGAGCAAGAGUUGUAUGUCUUUAAUGGGGAGGGGCUUCACAUCCAAACAGUGAGCCUGGUGACUGGGGAGCCACUUUUUAACUUCACAUAUGGUCCUGAUGGCGAGCUGGCCAUGCUGGUGGAUAAUUGUAACAAUACAGUGAAGGUGAGGAGGGACGGUCUUGGUCAAGGAGGUGGAGCUGGACUUCUCAGGCUGGUGCUACUGCCCGAGAAUCAAGUGGUGACUCUUGGACUUGACCCUAGUGGAGGGCUGCGUAGUGUCUCAGCCAUGGGCCAGGAGGUGGCUCUGAUGGGUUACAGUGGGAACACGGGCCUCCUGGCCACCAAAGCUGAUGAGACUGGGUGGACCACAUUUUAUCAGUAUGACAGCGAGGGCCGUCUGACCAACAUGACAUACCCGACCGGCAUGGUGACAAGUCUCCAUCGUGAGAUCGAACGCUCUAUAAACAUCGACAUUGAGAGUUCAAGUAGGGAUGACGAUGUGACCGUCGUCACAAACCUGUCCUCCGUCGAAGCCUCAUACACAGUGGUGCAAGACCAAGUGAGGAACAGCUACCAGCUCUGCAACAACGGUACCCUCAGAGUGAUGUACGCUAACGGGAUGGGAAUCAGUUUCCACACAGAACCUCACAUCCUUGCAGGCUCUGUUAGUCCUACGAUUGGCAGAAGAAACAUCACACUGCCCACAGAUAAUGGCCUGAACUCGAUUGAGUGGCGUUUGCGCAAAGAGCAGACCAAGGGCAAGAUCACAGUAUUCGGACGGAAGCUCAGGGCCCACGGACGAAAUCUUCUAUCCAUUGAUUUUGAUCGCAACACGCGUACAGAGAAGAUUUACGAUGAUCACCGCAAGUUUACUUUGCGCAUCAUGUAUGACGUUCAGGGCCGACCAGCGAUGUGGUUGCCUAGCAGCAGCCUGGCUGUUGUCAAUGUUUCCUAUUCAAGCACAGGACAGCUUGUUGGGUUGCAAAGAGGAAGCAUGAGUGAGAGGACAGAGUUCGACUCCCAGGGUCGUAUUCUGUCUCGUUCUUUUGUGGAUGGGAAGGUGUGGAGCUACAGCUACCUUGACAAAUCCAUGGUGCUUCUGCUGCAGAGCCAAAGACAGUACGUCUUUGAGUUUGACACCUCGGGUCGGGUCACUGCUGUCACAAUGCCCAGCGUCGCCCGCCACACCAUGUUCACACACGUGUCCGUCGGGUACAUUCGCAACACAUACAACCCUCCGGAGAGCAACGCCUCCAUCAUCCACGAUUUCAGCGAGGACGGCAGACCUCAGGCAACGCAGUACCUGGGCACCGGCCGCCGUGUCCUCUACAAGUACGGCAAGCUUGCAAAGCUGUCAGAGAUUGUCUACGACAGCACUGCUGUCACUUUUGGAUAUGACGAGACCGCUGGAGUGCUGAAGAUGGUCAACCUCCAGAGCGGAGGCUUCUCUUGCACAAUCCGCUAUCGCAAAAUGGGCCCACUAAUCGACAAGCAGAUCUAUCGAUUCAGUGAGGAGGGGAUGGUGAACGCUAGGUUUGACUACACCUACCACGACAACAGUUUCCGUAUUGCCAGUAUGAAGCCCGUCAUCAGUGAGACGCCACUUCCUGUUGACCUCUACAGAUAUGAUGAGAUAUCUGGAAAGGUGGAGCACUUUGGAAAAUUUGGGGUCAUUUACUAUGACAUCAAUCAAAUUAUUACCACAGCUGUUAUGACACUGAGUAAGCAUUUUGACACCCAUGGCCGCAUCAAGGAGGUCCAAUACGAAAUCUUCCGCUCCCUCAUGUACUGGAUGACGGUGCAGUAUGACAGUAUGGGGCGGGUGGUGAAAAGAGAGCUGAAGAUCGGGCCCUAUGCCAACACCACUCAAUACCGUUAUGAUUAUGAUGGAGACGGACAGCUCACCGGUGUCAAGGUGAAUGACUGGUCUACCUGGCGCUAUAGCUACGACCUCAACGGUAACCUGCACCUUUUGAAUCCUGGCAACAGCGCUCGGAUUUUGCCCCUCCGCUAUGACCUCAGAGACCGCAUUACCCGCCUAGGGGAUGUCCAGUACCGUGUGGACGAAGACGGCUUCCUCAGCCAACGGGGUUCCGACGUUUUUGACUAUAACUCCAAGGGUCAGCUCAUGCGGGCCUACAAUAGAGGGUCGGGAGGCUGGAGCGUUGUGUAUCACUAUGAUGGGCUGGGACGAAGGGUAUCCACAAGGAACAGCCUGGGCCAACACCUUCAGUUCUUCUAUGCUGACCUCAACCAUCCAGCCAGAGUGACACACAUCUUCAAUCACUCCAGCUCUGACAUCUCAUCACUCUACUAUGACUUGCAGGGUCAUUUGUUUGCGAUGGAAGUGAGCAGUGGAGAGGAGUAUUACAUUGCAUCGGACAACACCGGCACACCGCUAGCAGUCUUUAGCAGCAACGGGCAGAUGAUCAAACAGGUUCAGUACACAGCUUACGGUGAGGUAUACCUUGACUCUAAUCCAGAGUUCCAGCUGGUUGUGGGUUUCCAUGGCGGUCUGUACGACGCCCUGACGAAGCUGGUCCACUUCACCCAACGGGACUAUGACGUCCUGGCUGGACGGUGGACCUCACCUGACUACAGCAUGUGGUCCAAAAUAGGAAAAGACCCGUCUCCGUUUAAUCUCUAUAUGUUCAAGAACAACAAUCCACUCAGCGAUAUGCUGGAUGUCAAAAACUACGUCACAGAUGUGAAGAGCUGGCUGGUGAUGUUUGGAUUUCAGCUCAGUAACAUAAUCCCAGGGUUCCCUCGCCAUUCCCUGUACUUUGUAGAGCCACCAUAUGAGCUGCAGGCCACCCAGCACUGCGAAAAUGGACAGCUCAUCACCGGUGUCCAGCAGGCUGCAGAGCGCCACAAUCAGGCCUUCAUGGCUCUUGAGGGUCGUCUGCUCAAUAAGGAGCGCCGCAGACGCAAAGACAAGCCCGGCCACUGGUUUGGCAUUAGCACUCCGAUAAUAGGGCGAGGAGUAAUGCUGGCGCUGAAGGAGGGUCGAGUGGUGGCUGGUGUGUCAGCACUGGCCAGCGAUGACAGCCGCAAAGUGGCUCUCAUACUCAACGGUGCUCAGUACCUCGAAGGCACUCAUUACACACAGGACGGAAGGGACUGUCACUACUUUGUGAAAGUGGGCUCCGCUGACAGCGACCUGCUGGCUCUGGGGCUCACAAACGGCCGUAAGACGCUAGAAAGUGGCGUCAAUGUGACAGUGAGCGGCCGGUCGAGGAGAGGCGUGACGGUGGAGUUUGCAGUUCCGUCGUUGGUUCUUAAUGUUCGAUACGGGCUCGCAGUGGACGUGGUGGAUGAAGAAAAGGUAAGACUGUUGGAGCUGGCCAGGCAGAGGGCCCUGGCAGGGGCCUGGGCCAAGGAGCAGCAGCGAGUGAGGGACGGCAAAGGAGGCAGCCGCCUUUGGACGGAAGGAGAGAGGCAGCAGCUCCUGACAACAGGCCGAGUGCAGGGCUACGACGGCUACUACGUGCUCCCCGUGGAGCAGUACCCAGAACUGGCUGACAGCAGCAACAACAUCCAGUUUCUCAGACAGAAUGAGAUGGGAAAGAGGUAACAGCCCACCUGAACUCCUUCCUGUGCCCCCCACCCCUUUACAGUGUCUCAGUUCUGUCCCUUUUUCCUGCCCUGCCUUCUUAACUGCACUCCUGUCAAAACCUUUGGAGGAAAAAAACCCAACAAGUGGGGUUAUUCGCAGACCGUUGCAGGGAUUUCUGAAAAGAAUGACUUAUCAGAACAAAACAUUGUUGAUUAUACUGGCAAAAAAUAAACCGGAAUUUAGUCAAACCUUUCCUUCUUUUAUAAAAAACUUUGAACAACUGGAAAAGCACUGGAGAACUUUGAGAACUGUUGCUUAGUGAAUAAGAAGAGUCCCCUUUUUACAAAAGAUAGUGAUAUUUUCACCCAUAUUUUCUGGGUCACACUGACAACGGUCAGGAUUAGCAGCUGAUCCCUGGAGGGCGUUGCUUCUGCGAUCAAGGCUUUUCUGUCUCACAUUCAUAUAUAGAACGAAGGCAAAGGGACCAAAACAGAGAACCGGGCCGCUUCAGAGAGGCAGCCAUUGACAGGACACUUGAGAGGCGGACGUCACACACAGAGAUACAAGGCAAAAGCGAGUCGUUUCCCUGUCUCAGGCCUCCCAUUGACCACCACGGAUCAGUCCAUGCUGUUGGCGCAGCACACAUCCAACCGAGUGAAACACAGGAAAACGGCAUCCCUGGAAAUCUAAGCUGGGCUAAAGAUUCAACUUUUUAAAUAAGCAAAGUUAAAAAAAAACAUAAAAUAGCGAUGACUAUAUCUGUGAACAGUGACACCACACUGCAUUUGUUUAUUUUGCAAUGGGAAGAGGAAUCAUACUCCUACAUAUGUGUCAGACUACACUAAAUUUCGGGAUGUUGCGUAUACUGUAGAUGCCGUAGUUUUGUACGUUUCAGUCGCAGUAGAAUUGUGAGACUUUCACCAGGGCACUUCUGUACAGAACGAUCAAACACACCACUCCUGAAGACAUGCUCAGUUAGUAUUUAUUUAAUUUUUUUCCUUUUUUUUUAAUUUAUUUAUUCUUAGUACUAUAUGACAAUCAUGAAUGAGUCACCGGUUACUUACGGUUAGUGAACAUUAUCGGACGAGCUUACUUUCUUUUGUAAAAUAUGUAAUUAAUGUUCUUUUUGUUUUUGUAUUCAUUUCAGUUUUCUGACAGGGCAAAUAAUAGUCACCCUCGAAAAGAAUAAUUUAUGUAAGAAAGUGUUUUAAAAAAACAGUUUAUACUUUAAAUAAAGUCUUUAAAACUGUGAAAUCUGUUUUUUCAAAGUAUAUUUCGAUGUACAGUGUAUAGACUUACCUUUAUGCAGCACAGUAGAAUAUUGUUGAGAAUAUCAAGUUUUAUAUUUCUAAGAGGAAGUGGCUUGUAAUGUGCGAAUUCUUUAGCUGGUCUUAAUACUCUAGAGUUUUGUGGCACUCUAAUACUCCAUUAUCUACAAUAUUUGUCCCCAGUUUGUUGUUUUUACUUUUUAUUUUGUUUUGUUUUUGUUACGCAACAGAUGACUUCUGUCCUAGAUCCCAAAAGCAGUAGCGGUAAUGGAUGCCCCCCCUCACUGCGAGGGGAAAUCCUACUGAAUGUCAUGUUGUACUAAAUCAGUAUUAUUAAAGGAUGAUUCUUAUACAUUCACUGAAAUGAGACUCCUCUGGGAAACUUAUCAAUAAACCAUAAUUGUUUACUUCACCUGAA
Oryzias latipes (Japanese medaka) is the source of this 10986-nucleotide messenger RNA. RefSeq names its product teneurin transmembrane protein 2a (gene tenm2a). Gene Ontology annotation, cellular component: membrane; neuron projection. Gene Ontology annotation, molecular function: calcium ion binding; protein heterodimerization activity; cell adhesion molecule binding. The record is from RefSeq and is a predicted model, not a curated record. NCBI's taxonomy places the organism in Eukaryota, Metazoa, Chordata, Actinopteri, Beloniformes, Adrianichthyidae. Gene Ontology annotation, biological process: signal transduction; neuron development; heterophilic cell-cell adhesion.